UUCCCAAUUCCCGUGUUCCGUUCGUUCGGCUUGUAUAUCAAUAAUACAGCAAUCUGUCGGUACCGCGUACGUUUCUAAUUACCCUCAAUUACAUAGUUUGUUCUACGAAGUGAUGCGAAGCGGACUCAGGAAACGCGUUUCAACGAGAGAAUGAUAAAGCGCGUUAGAAUAACGUGUCGACGUAUGUGAAAGUUUGCUUUUCUUCCAACUUUCUAGGGCUUGGUCAAUGUUAUUCGGUUACUUUGUCCCAGUGUUUUGCUAUCUUAUAAACUGAUUUGCAUCUUCCACUAUUGUCUCAACAUUCUCUUAUCUGGCUAUAUGUAAACAAAUAAUGGCAACAGACGCCGAGGAGUCGGACACCGAUGAACGGCCCACUAAACGACUGCGUGUUGGCGAUAAAGAUCGUGUACAAAUGGAUCAACAAGAGAUAGAAACUGAAGAGAUUGUUGCAGGGAAUGCAAGUAGAGAAGAAAAUUACGAGGACGAGGAAAGCAAUGAGAUUGAAACACGAGCCAGAGAACGUCUCAAGAAAUGGCAGGCAAGGCAAGUGGCCAAAGGUUUUGUAGACAACACGAUAAACCGUGUUCUAGAAAACUAUGUAAUGUCUCCACCAUUCAACGAUAUAUAUCCUCGCCUUAUUACACGCACCAACGAUAUGGAAGACCGAGCAGUCGCGAUGGCCAUUCAAAAUCACGGGUUGGUACAACUGACCGCAAAUUAUGUACCAAGUGCAGAUCCUCCCGCCCGUCGCAAUAAUCCGGUAAACGAAUAUUGGGUUCGGGAAGACAGCGUAAUUGAACAAGAUCGAUGCAUGUGUCCUUUGAGCAUUGGGCAAAACAAAGCAGAUACCUUGGCUGGAUCUGCUGCUUCCUCCGAUGAAACAUACGGAAGUUUGAAGCAGGAUGAGGAAAAUGCUUGCUGGGUCGGAGACAAAGGGGAUGAGAAUAAUCAGCAGCAGGAUUUUCUUGAACGAGCAGUUGCUGAAGCAAUAAAGAAGAAAGGACUCAGCGCACUCAGCGUAGACUAUGGUUGACAACAAUUUGAAUUUACAAUUAUCAUUUUGCUGCUACUGUACUCAGUCAUCUCUAUUUUACAUCUAUAUCGGCAAACGGCUGGGUACGUACGGUACUUUACAUUAGCUACGUGCAAUCACUGACUACCUUUUCGUAACUUUUAGAUUUUAAUUGAAGACAACAUUUGUAUUAAUAGUUGCUGAUACAUGUUCUGUAAUCAUAUCAUUCAUAUCAAUCAAUCCUAUCAUGUUGUUCCCAGUAUAGGUGUCUUAGCUUUUGUCCCCACUUUGUUAAUAAUAAUUAUUUAAGCAAUUUUUAGCUAGCAAAUUGGAAUUGAUUUGUUUUCUGGCGACACUAAUUCACUAUCAAAUUAUUUAAGCAUCUCUAAUAGAUAUUUUCCAUCAACGAUACGACUCUGACUCGUAAAACAAAAGUUUUAUAGCAAUACAAUAUAAAUUUUAUAAUUUAUAAUUCAGAUCACCAUUAGGUUUUAUUUUUUAUAUCUGAUAUGAACGAUACGGUAUUCGAUACAUAAGUUUUGAUGUUAAACUUGCGUAUCAUUGUACGCAAACACAUAAUACUGGGUAUAAUGUAUCCAUUCCAAUAGCCUAGACUUAGAAAUUGCGUUACCUGUAUUAAUCUAUGUGAGAAAUAAUUCCUUUCUUAACAGCAGGGAAUACGAAUGAAAGGCAAUAACAUUGUUCUCUCACAUUUAUAUAAAAUAAAUAACUGAUCCUGUCUUUGUUAUUGCCUUAGAAUCUAUUUAGUUUGGAACGUUGCAAUCCGUUAUAAAUACAAUGUAAUCAAUUUUUAAUCAUAUGAGUAAAGUUACUCAUCGCAUAAUGUUGAAUUAUGCAUAUAUUUUUAAUUGAAAAUUUUUUUUUUUUUGUCAAUUUGUUAGUGAUAUUCCAUCAUUGUCUAUUAAAUGUAUUUUUGACACAUGAAUCAAUCACCGAUAUUACUUCGCAUUUAGAAGGCUGGUUCAAAAGUUCAUAUAAAAAUACCAUGAGAAUUAAUGGGUAAUUUAAAUAUAUAUAUAAUAUAUAUCUCUUUUAAAUCAUGCCGCAGGAUGCAGCAACAAAUCAUGGAGAAUCUUAACAGUUCCUAAGCUGUAAUUAAUUGAAUAUUAUACGAUAAUAAUACCGAGUUAAGUUAUAUCAAGUAUUUUAAUUUUUAAUUUAGAAAAACCUAAUAGACUUAUAGAGAUUAUUAUAUUGACAGUAAAUUUUAUAACAAAAUAAAAUAUAAUUCCUUUAUGUAUAUACUAUAAGAAGCUUCUCGUUGGCCUUGCAAUUGUAUCCUUAUCCGUUAUUUUAAAUCAAUAAUUUUCUUUAUAACUUGUUUACCACAUAUGCUUUUAAAAAAUUAGAAACUGAGAUGCAUGAAGCUAUCUAGAAUCAUGCGAUACUGUCAAUCAAUUCAACUGUUAAUCAUGGAGAGUCAUUUUUUGUAAAGAGCACUCUCUCCAAUGAUUUCUGGUUGAAGUCUUUUGCUUUCUUUUAUUGAGAAACACGAAAUUACUCUAACUUUUAAUGGAAUGACCAUCUCGUAGCACUCAGAUUUUGUCUCAAUUGACACCUUUCAGUAAAAAAAAUUUUAGUAGUUUGGCCUUGCACGGGACACAACAUUCAUGUUAUAGCGUCCGAACAAGGUGAGGUAGAACAAUAAGCUACCGAAUAUUGAAAGUUAUUUGAUAAUUGAGAUCUGAUUUUAAAUAAACAUGUUCUAAACGAAA
Messenger RNA from Neodiprion virginianus, 2748 nucleotides. RefSeq lists its product as uncharacterized. The record is from RefSeq and is a predicted model, not a curated record. Bases 332 to 1033 code for a protein of 233 amino acids. The transcript has 2 exons. NCBI's taxonomy places the organism in Eukaryota, Metazoa, Arthropoda, Insecta, Hymenoptera, Diprionidae.